AGUCCGUUUGUUCCGCGUACCUUUAUUUUGAAAACAAAGUCUAGUAUUACAGAGGAAGUAAACUGUCAGGUUGUUGCGUAAUUCACAGCUUCACGUGAGCGCCCAUUAAAACCAAACAGUGCGCCCUCCUUUACCACUAAAUGUUGCAGUGAGACCUUAUAUUAAGAAACAAUGUCAACAGCGAUGAACUUCGGAACCAAGACGUUCCGACCCCGUCCACCGGACAAAGGAGCAUUUCCUUUGGAUCAUUUCGAUUUUGGACCCAGGGACUUUUUUUGUAGGUAUUGGGCUGUUACACAUAUACUUCUGCACUUCUGACAGUGUGCAGAGUUCUCUGAGUUUUCAGGCAUGUUUAGGCCCUCAAAAAAUUGAUUCAAUUCAGAAAAGAAGAAUCAGGGUUUCCGUGGGGUCUUAAAGAGUCUAAAAUUCUGAACUUUAAAUUUAAGGCCUUAAAACGUCUUAAAAAUGGCCAAUUUUUCUUCCGAGGACUUAAAUUUCAUUUAGUCAGGUCUAAAAAAAGGUUUUACCCUCAACGCUGCCCUCAGAACAUUGGUUUGGUGUUUUGUAGUUCUUUGGUACGUACGCGGUGAUAAAACUACAAAUCCCGUGAUAAAUGCAAUACCUGCCCGUGAAAUAAGUCUGUCUCCUCAGAAUAUGUUAGUUAGACUACAUGUGGAAAAUGGGAAAGUGCACUUUCAAUGAGACAUGGCUAGAUCACAGCGAUUUCCGCUGUUGGUUACAAGCGGUACCCAGCCCCAGAUACGAGGCUCGCUGCAAACUUUGCAAAAAAAAAAAAUUCAAUCAGGGACUACGUCACACGCCAGAGCAGAGAAACACAAACUAGCUGCCUUCAGCGGACUCGGCCAAUUAGCCAGUUCUGUGCCUCACCCCUGACGUCGUCCACCUCAAUGCCUGGUCCCUCCGCUCUCCAGCGCAAUAAAACUGCAGCUCCAUCGAACGGCCUUCGGUGUACUUUUGGGUCGACUGACACGUCGAAAGCCGAGGUGAUUUGGAUACUACACACGGUGACUAAACACCACUCAUUUAAUAGCACAGAGAUUAGCGAUCUCUUCUAAGUGAUGUUCCCUGAUCCAGUAAUCAUGAAGACGUUCUCUUGCGGGCCCAACAAGAUCUCUUAUUUGGCGAGAUUUGGAUUGGGGGAGUUUAUAAAAAGGGAAUUGAUUCGUACUGUUACCGGGCCGUAUGUCAUAAUGUUCGACGAAAGCCUAAAUCAGACCACCAAGACCAAGCAGCUUGACGUCCACGUUCAUUUCUGGAACGAUUGCAAUUAAGUCGAGGUACCUGGGCUCACAGUUCGUGGGACAUGGGACAGCGCUGGACCUACUGAAACAUGUCAAUGUAAGUAAAAGUUGAAUGGGCUAUUUUUUACUUAUCAAUUUUGAGACUAAGGAAAUAAUACAUGAAGAAAGUGGUGUCUGUCUACACAUUUAAAACUAUAGCAUACAUAAAACUAACCCAACAUUGUAUAUGGUUUAAUUCAUCAGUUUAGAUUAGAUUAGCCUUUAUUGUCUCAAACAAAAAGACACAACUAGAGAGAUACAUGAAGAAAGGCUUGUAGUCAAACAUGUAGAAAGUUAAAUGUACAAUGACUGUGUGUGUGUCAUUCCUUUAAUGACGUAUAUCUGUCUUUUAAUUUCUUCUUAAUUUUCAAUACUUAAGGAGUCUUUGGAUCAAUUGCUCAACAGCAGGCUGAUGUCAGUCUCCAUGGAUGGGCCUAAUGUGAACUUCAAGUUUUUAGAGCUUCUCCAGCUGGACCAUGCUGAGAACUACAGGGGUGCACAGCUGGUGUCCAUAGGCAGCUGUGGGCUCCACAUACUGCAUAAUGCUUUCAAGGCUGGCUUUUCGAUGUGGCAUGUGGACAAGAUAUUAAAGGCAAUGCACACAUUAUUCCACCAUGUUCCAGCGAGGAGGGAGGACUAUGUAAGAAUCACCAAAUCCACAGUGUUCCCUCAGCCAUUCUGCGGCCAGCGGUGGCUGGAAAAUCUUCCGGUUAUUGAGAGGGCUCUGGCGGUCUGGCCAUCUCUCAAGCUAUACCUGGACGCUUUGCACAGAAAAGAGCUGCCAAACCCCAAGAAGGCAUCAUUUGACACCAUCGAAACAGCCCACAAUGAUCCUUUAACAAUAGCGAAGAUGCACUUCUUCAUGACAGUGGCCAGGACCUUUGAUCCAUUCAUGAGGAAGUACCAAACAAAUGAACCUGUGAUGCCUUCCUUUGGCAAAGACUUGGCUGAGUUGUUUAAGAGUCUACUGAGGCGCUUUGUUAAAAGAGAGGUCCUGCAGGACAUCACUGCCCUUCAGCUUACCACACUGGACCUGUCUGACAAGAACUUGCUACUCCUCCCACAGAUGGCUGACAUCGGCUUGGGUGCUGAGGCAGCUCUCAAGAACAGUAAAAGUGCUGAGCUAAGGGUCCUUGAGUUUAGGAGGGAUUGCAUGCAGGGACUCUCAAACAUCGUGAGGAAAGUUCAGGAGAAGAGCCCCUUGAAAUAUUCCACAGUUAGGCAGAUGGAGUGUCUGGACCUGUCUCUCAUGUUCUGGACCCAUCUCUCAAAUGAAAUGUCUCAUACAGACAUUUCUGAAGGACAAGCAGCUGACAGGAGGUGUAUCUGCUGGUAGGAAUAGAUCUGGAAAAGGGGUUAUGAACCAAAGUUUGAGUACCAUGCUCAACUAUACUCUGAAUUUUUAUAAGACUGUGUCUCGAGCAUUCUCUCUAUGUUGCAGACAUUUUGUUCCCCAUUUGACCCUUUUCUCUUUUCCUAUCAGGUAUUGGUGUAGCAUGGACAUCUUCCUUUUGUUAUUCCCUCUUCUAAUGGUCCUGCUCCUGUUCUGUGUGCAGUGGCUCAUAUGUAUUGAAUAAGUCCCAUCAUUUUACACAGGCUUUUUUUGUUAUUGAAGACAUUACAUAGGUUAAGAGUUGGUUCGAGUCUUAAGUGAUGUGAUUUAUCUAUAUGCAUAUUUGACUUCUCUUUUAUCAUUCACUUUGUUUUAGGGGAUACGAUUGUCCAACAGUUUGAGACUUUCCUGUCUGUUGAGGCAAGGAACGAAGAACUUCUCACCUUCCAGCCGUUUGAGAACCGACUAGACACCUUCCUGCACGAGAGGUUAAGCCGUCCCUAUCCUGCUGCUUGGGAUUUUUGCCAGAGGUUGCUCCUUUUUUCACAUGGGCAGGCCUCCAUUGAAAGGGGAUUUUCAUUUAACAAGGAUGUGGAGAUUGAAAAUAUGCAUGAGGAGACUGUCACAAAUAGGCUGAUCUGCGACUAUGUAGAGAUGCAUGGGGGUGUGACAAAGGCUCACCAGAGAGCUCCUAACAUGUAUGGGUGCAGCCCGGUCCAGGUACCACAUAGAUAGAUGCUCUAAUUAUCUUGAGGUAAGUAUCUAUCUAUCUAACAUGGAUUAUCUGGUAUGUGUGUGUGUGUGUGUGUGUGUGUACUACAUGGGUUGUUACAUGAGUUGGAGUAGCCUGUUCAAUCUCUGUUAGGCAAUUAAUAUGCUGUUUUGUAAUGAAAAUAAAUAUGAGAUUAAAUCUAUUCUAUUUGAGGGCAACUUUGUUUUAGCCUAUUUUCAUUUUGGGGCUAAGGUUUUGGGCAUUUGGCACAGUGUUGUGUGUGGAAGGUUACUAAUGUGAUUGGUUUAUCUGUAAAUUAAAUUAAUGCUUUUUCAAUGACUGAAUUCAUUGAAAUAAAAUUAUUUUUUCAGAAUUUCUUUGAUUUGUCUUUUUUUUUUUUUUUUUUU
This is a messenger RNA of Megalobrama amblycephala (Wuchang bream), 3753 nucleotides long. RefSeq names its product cytochrome c oxidase assembly protein COX19 (gene cox19). Lineage: Eukaryota; Metazoa; Chordata; Actinopteri; Cypriniformes; Xenocyprididae. Gene Ontology annotation, biological process: mitochondrial respiratory chain complex IV assembly. The record is from RefSeq and is a predicted model, not a curated record. The transcript has 4 exons. The coding region runs from base 1714 to 2637 and encodes 307 amino acids. Gene Ontology annotation, cellular component: mitochondrial intermembrane space.